AUGGGUCAGAUGAAAUGGAAGCCAGACAUGUUUUCGUCAAGUAAGAUGGAACUUCGUGACGGUUCAGGCAGGCGAGUUGCAACGUUCGGCAAGGGAAAGUCGGGCGAAAAGACGCUGGAAAUUAUUCAAGGCGACCCAUACUUCAUGGAAUUAGUACUCAUCUCCGGAAUUACGGCGAUAAACCUCAACAAAGGGAUGACCGAAGUGGUCGGAGAAUUAUUGGGCGGUGUUCUAGGAGCAUAA
This is a messenger RNA of Penicillium manginii, 243 nucleotides long. RefSeq lists its product as uncharacterized. NCBI's taxonomy places the organism in Eukaryota, Fungi, Ascomycota, Eurotiomycetes, Eurotiales, Aspergillaceae. The record is from RefSeq and is a predicted model, not a curated record. The transcript has a single exon. The coding region runs from base 1 to 243 and encodes 80 amino acids.